Molecule: messenger RNA, 554 nt
Organism: Daldinia vernicosa
Lineage: Eukaryota; Fungi; Ascomycota; Sordariomycetes; Xylariales; Hypoxylaceae
Product: mitochondrial ATP synthase epsilon chain-domain-containing protein
Exons: 3
Coding region: 83-313 (76 amino acids)
Biological process (GO): proton motive force-driven mitochondrial ATP synthesis
Cellular component (GO): mitochondrial inner membrane
Molecular function (GO): proton-transporting ATP synthase activity, rotational mechanism
Source: RefSeq, a predicted model, not a curated record
GCAGCUAUCUUUUGAUUCCGUGCAUACAAACGAAUCUUCAAUCAAUCCCUGAUCCCCAAUUGAACCUCGAGCAAUUGUCAACAUGGUGUUCGCGUGGAAAGCCGCUGGUUUGAGCUACAACCGCUACCUUGCCGUCGCAACCCGCGUCGUGCGCCGAAGCUUGAAGGAGGAAAAAAGACUAAUUGCCGAACGACGAGGAGAUACGGAACUACGAUUCGCUAAGUGGGAGAACGGCAAGAUGGGCGAGACGAGACCCUUAGCUGAAGCCAACGCCGCUGCUGGUGUUGCAUCCGUUUCCAGUGGUUCGUCAUAAACUACGAAACUACGAAAUAUACGAAUCCUUGAUGAGAGUGAAACUUGCGAGGAUGGGUAGGACCUAUAAGACACAGAUGCCGCAUGCGCAUGCGCAUACGGAUAGACAAGAUCAACGGUAGCAAAACACCAUUAUGCCGCCUCGUGUAUAGCUGUAUAAAAUAAAGCAGUUUCAUCCUAAAAAUAAGUCCCUUAGAUUUACCUACAAUACCUACAAUAGGUAGAUACUAAAUCCGUGCGUA